Molecule: messenger RNA, 5308 nt
Organism: Cladophialophora immunda
Lineage: Eukaryota; Fungi; Ascomycota; Eurotiomycetes; Chaetothyriales; Herpotrichiellaceae
Product: glycogen debranching enzyme
Exons: 2
Coding region: 338-5023 (1561 amino acids)
Biological process (GO): glycogen catabolic process
Molecular function (GO): 4-alpha-glucanotransferase activity; amylo-alpha-1,6-glucosidase activity
Source: RefSeq, a predicted model, not a curated record
CUGCUGUUGCUCCCGCUUUCUGCUUAGCACUGUCCUCAACGUGGAAUAAUAAUGAGGUUUACACACCACCGUCGCAAUAGUUCUUCCUCCUCACCCGUGCUUCGGUGAGCGAUCAUUCCCUUCACGGCUUCUCGUCCUCUUACCUUGCAUUGUUACAAACCUUUGGUCCACCGAGUACCUAUCUUUCCACCAGGAUUAUUACUAGCCUGGACCUCCAGUUCGUGCAACAUUCAGCUUCGCGGGUCGAGGAGUAGUCAUCAGACAAUGACAUAGAAGAGCCACACAAGGGCACCCACCUAUCCUGAAGUUCUCUUCAGUCCUCCAUCGAGCUGGCAACAUGCCUCCCAAAACCCAUCAGAGCACCCGGCAAGUCUAUCUCCUGCCACUCACCGAUGCAGGAGCUCCGGAUGUUCCCAAUGAGUACAUUUACCUGCCUGCGCCGACCGAGCCUGCGUACUACCUGAGAUUUGCUAUUGAAGGAACCAGCUCAAUAUGCCGGGAGGGAAGUCUCUGGGUCAACUUUCCCCUAAAAGGUCAACCGUUCGACCGUAACCGAUAUCAUGAGUUCAAGCUGCACCCGGAUUUCAAUCGCACGCUCGAGAUCGACAUUCCCAUCACUUCCGCUGGCGCAUUCUCGUUUUAUACCACCUAUAGCCCUUUGCCGGAGUUUUCUACCUGCGAUGUCGAGCCUCCCAAGCCUACCCGCACCCCGACCUACUAUGUCGAUAUCGAGCCGAGCCUGCGCCUUGGUGGCAGCUGCUUGCCCCUCGAUGCUCUGGGCAUCUUCUCGGUCGUUUCCAAAUUCAUGGGCAGAUAUCCUGAGGACUGGAACAAGCAUCUGAGAGGGAUUAGUGCAAGAGGCUACAACAUGGUCCACUUUACACCACUGCAACAAAGGGGAGAGUCCAACUCCCCGUACAGCCUGUAUGACCAGCUGGCGUUUGACAGGGAACUCUUUCCCGGCGGUGAAAAGGAUCUAGCACGAAUGGUCAAAUCCAUGGAAGAGGAACACGAACUAUUGGGUCUGACGGAUGUUGUCUUCAAUCAUACCGCCAACAAUAGCAAAUGGCUCGAGGAACAUCCCGAAGCAGGGUACAGUGUGGAAACUGCUCCCUGGUUGGAGUCUGCGCUCGACGUUGACAAUGCUCUACUUGAGUAUAGCGACAACCUCGAGUCUUUUGGUCUCCCAACUGUCUUCAACAACCCCGGCGAACUCGAAACGGUCGUCGCGGGCAUCAAAGAGCAUGUGAUCCACAAGAUCCGGCUCUGGGAAUACUUCGUUUGCGACGUCAAAUCAGACAGUCAGGCGGUGAUAAACGCAUGGAAGAAAGGUGCUGUCAAAUUACCUCCUGAAGGGUUUGAGAAAGCUAUUGGCGGAGGACUUGACUCCUUCAAAUCGUGGUCUCUCCCUCAGAAAGCAGCGUUCAUCCUUGACAAAGGUAUGCUAAAUAGUCUGCGCGUUGAUGGGCAGUAUUCGCGUCUCCGGAUUGACGGGCGAUAUUCGCGCAAAGUUGACCCUGGCGUUGGAGCUGCCAUUAUCACGACUCUGUUCGGACGGUAUCAAGACGGAGCGGACACACAACCCGCAGAGGAAGAGAUCAAGGCAAUCAUAAACGAGCUCAACCUUCCAUUCUACAAAGAGUUUGAUGCCGACUGCGGUGCCAUCCUAGACCAGACAAGAGGGAGACUGCAAUACACGAGAAUGGACUCGCAUGGCCCAAGACUAGGCCCCAUCACCAAGGACAAUCCUCUCAUCGAGACAUAUUUCGCUCGGCUACCACAGAACGAGACGACGGCCAAACACGACCCAAAGGCACUGUCACUAGCCGUCAAUGGGUGGAUUUGGGCUGCCGACGCCAUGAAAGACAAUGCUGGUCCUGAUUGGAGACCAUAUUUAAGGCGGGAACUCAUUCCAUGGAGUGACUGUGUCAAGCUGAGAUACGGCAAAGGCCCUGAAGACAACCCUUAUCUGUGGGAGCACAUGACAAAGUAUGUUCGGUUGAUGGCCAAAUACUUUACAGCUUUCCGAAUCGAUAACUGCCAUUCCACCCCAAUUCAUGUCGCCGAAUACCUUUUGGACGAGGCGCGAAAAGUGCAGCCGAAUUUGGCAGUGUUUGCUGAGCUGUUUACUGGCAAUGAACAAAUGGAUUACGUGUUUGUCAAGCGGUUGGGACUGAGCGCCUUGAUUCGCGAAGCCAUGCAGGCUUGGAGCACGCAAGAACUGAGCCGAAUCGUGCAUCGGCACUGCGGCAGACCGAUUGGCAGUUUCGAACUCAAUGUUCCAUCAAGACUAGGAAACAAGUCUGAGAAUGGGGUUGUCAAUGGCGAUGGUCCCCAGACCCGAGAGCUUGUCAAGCAUAUCAGAGAAUCGCCGGUACAUGCACUAUUUAUGGAUUGCACUCAUGAUAACGAGAUGCCCGCCCAAAAGAGAGAUGCGAGGGAUACAUUACCCACGGCUGCGCUUGUGAAUAUGUGUGGCUGUGCAACAGGCAGCGUCAUGGGUUUCGACGAGAUCUACCCGAAGCUUGUCGAUCUUGUAAACGAGGAUCGCAAAUACGCAUCAAUCAGCUCUGAGGGCGAAGUUCAUACCGGUGCCGGCGAGGGAGGGAUCGCUGGCGUCAAGAAGCUGAUGAACCAUAUCCAUACCAUGAUGGGUAAGGAUGGCUACGACGAGACCUUCCUUCAUCAUGAGGGCGAGCUCAUCACCCUCCACAGAGUACAUCCCGAUUCGCGAAAAGGGUAUUUCCUAAUUGCUCAUACUGCUUUCCCGGGCUUCGGUAACGGAAACGGCGGCCUGAGUCCUGUACACCUUGCUGGAACCAAAGUCCGCCCGAUCGGUGCAUGGGUGCUGGAUGUUGACCAAAGCGAGCAAGCAAAAAGGGAGGCGCAGGGCGACAAAGAAUAUCUCGUCGGUCUACCAUCCCGUGUGAGAAAUAUCAAAGGCAGCACAAUUCACACUGAAAAUGGCGACACCACUAUUAUGAUCGCAGACUACUUCCCGCCCGGUUCGAUUGCCCUUUUUGAGACCUGGGUCCCUUCUGCCGAGCACUCUCUCGGUCUUGGAGCCUUCAUCUCCAGCGGCACGGAUGAAGCAUUCGGCGAGCUCGAUCUCAUCGAUCUAAAUUUUGUUCUCUAUCGAUGCGAGGCUGAGGAACGGGAUAUCAGCGAUGGCCAAGACGGGGUUUACAAUAUUCCCAACUAUGGUCCAUUGGUCUAUGCAGGCCUUCAAGGCUGGUGGAGCGUGAUGGAGCCCAUUGUUCGUCGGAAUGAUCUGGGCCACCCUCUAUGCAAUCAUCUCCGGCAAGGGCAAUGGGCUCUGGAUUUCCUGGUUGGGCGGAUGGAAAGAAUAGCCAAGAAGGAAGACUAUACUCGACUGGAAAAACCUGCACGAUGGCUCAAAGAACGAUUUGACGCAGUACGGAUCAUCCCGAGCUUUCUUCUGCCUCGUUAUUUUGCCCUCAUCCUCCAGACAGCGUAUGACGCCGCGUUUAAGAGAGCCGUUGAGCUGAUGAGUCCAAACAUCCAACAUGGUCAAAACUUCUUACAGAGCCUAGCCAUGGUCAGCAUUCAACAGACAGGAUAUGUCAAGUCUGCAUCAUUGUGGCCCGACAAGAGUGUGCCUUCACUCGCUGCUGGAUUGCCUCACUUUUCGGUAUCAUGGGCCAGAUGCUGGGGGCGAGACGUUUUCAUCUCUCUGCGAGGUCUAUUUUUGUGUACCGGUCGGUUCGCAGAAGCCAAGGAGCAUAUCAAGGCAUUUGGAAGCGUCUUGAAACAUGGCAUGAUACCCAACCUGUUGAGCAGCGGCGCCGCCCCAAGGUACAACUCUCGAGACUCGCCAUGGUUCUUUCUGCAGAACAUUCAAGAUUAUACCAAGAUUGCACCCGAUGGCCUGUCCAUCCUACAGGAGAAAGUUCCUCGUCGCUUCUUGCCCUACGAUGACACAUGGUUUCCUUGGGACGAUCCGCGAGCAUAUUCGAAAGAAUCCACUAUCCAGGAGAUCAUUCAAGAAAUCCUGCAACGGCAUGCGUCCAGCUUGUCUUUCCGAGAACACAAUGCCGGGCCUCAGCUGGACAUGCAAAUGAGACCUGAAGGUUUUCAGAUUGACGUCCAUGUCGACUGGAAAACCGGCAUCAUUUUUGGAGGUAGCCAGUGGAACUGCGGAACGUGGAUGGACAAAAUGGGUGAAAGUGAACGAGCUGGCAGCAAAGGAGUUCCUGGUACACCUCGGGACGGGGCUGCCGUUGAGAUCACAGGGCUUCUGUACAGCGCACUCAGAUGGGUUGCCCAACUCCACAAGACCGGGAACUAUCAGUGGUCAGGCGUCGAAACUGACGGCGGCGAGAAGAUCUCCUUCAUGGAAUGGGCUGAACGGAUCAAAACCAAUUUCGAAAAGUGCUACUGGAUUCCAGUGGAUCCCAAGGAUGACAUUGACGACGACGUGGAUCCCAAGAUUAUCAAUCGGAGGGGAAUCUACAAAGAUCUGUACAAGUCUGGAAAGGAGUACGAGGAUUAUCAGCUGCGACCGAACUUCUCGAUUGCGAUGGUGGUCGCGCCGGAUCUCUUUACCCCAGAGCGAGCACUACACGCGUUGAAAGUGGCGGAUGACGUGCUUCGUGGCCCCACGGGAAUGGCAACACUGGAUCCAUCUGACCUGAACUACCGGCCAUACUACAAUAAUUCGGAAGAUUCGACGGACUUUGCAACGUCCAAAGGCAGAAAUUAUCAUCAGGGCCCCGAAUGGCUAUGGCCCACAGGCUUUUUCUUACGCGCACUACUUUACUUUGACCUGAAGCGACGGACAGACGCUGCAGGUAGGAUGGAAUCUUUCCAGCAGGUCACGAGACGCCUCGAAGGAUGCAAGCAAGCGAUCAAGGAUAGCCCCUGGAAGGGGUUGACGGAAUUGACGAACAAGAAUGGAUCAUUCUGUGCGGAUUCGUCGCCCACUCAGGCAUGGUCAGCAGGAUGCUUGAUCGAUCUGUUCCGCGAUGCGUCGUCCCUGGAACCGGCAACCAAUGGAUUUUGAUGGAGAACACCAAUGGCAAAGAGGAAGUUUUGGGUAAUUGAAUGGAUGGAAGAGGGGACAGAGCUGGUACACGGUGUCCCACCCGGAGACAUCAUAAAAGGGUAACACUUAGGACCCCGAGAAUGCGCGACGCAAGAAACCUAGAGCGCGACAGGUAAACGAAUUUAUAUUGUUAGAAGGUCAAGACACACAGACAGGAGAACGAACGUUAGCCAUGAACGGCUCUUUGCUGAGCUCAAAAAUAGUACAUCCCAUUACACGACAGCAAGUCCAAUACACUUGACC